AUGGCUUUUUCAUACUCCCAGAAACCUGCUGGUGACACAAAUAUGAGAUUGAAAAUCGAUAAGAGUUCUAGCAAUAAUACUAAUAUUAUUGGUGGUGUAUUCGAUAAAGUUCAACUCACUAAAUUGCUGAUUCAUUCAUUAAAAGAAUUAGGAUAUUCAAGAUCUGCCAUAUCAUUACAGGAGGAGAGUGGUGGUAUACAGGUCGAAUCCACUAUUGUCCAGAGACUUUUCAAUUUUAUCAACAAUGGUAGAUUCCAACUAAUUGAUUUGAACCUUUUAUUAAGCUUACCUUUGAAAGACAAUCCAUCUGCAAUAUCCUCAUCAGAGGCGGAAAAUAACACCCAUAAUUUAAUGAAAAUUGAUAACAUGUUGAGUGGACCUGUCGACUCCAUUAAAGCAGAAGAGAUCUUAAACGUCUUCACUAUAGAGUAUAACAACUUCGAGGCCUACUAUAAGAACAUCGGUAAUGAUAUGAUUAAAUUAUCAAAUUUUCUGAAGAUUUUAGAAAUUAUAUUGUUAAUUUGCAAAGAAUUAUUCAUUGAACUGAUUUUUACCAAAGCAAUUGACACUUCUACGGCUGUACUAUUUCUUCGAAACACUAUAAGAAAGUUUAUCGCUCUAUGGGAAGAGGUCCUCUUGACAUUAGAUGAAUAUAUCGAUGAUGAAGAUACCAUUUUCACACCAGAAGACUUGUUAAGAGAAUUAUCAAGUCUUUUAACAAAUCCCUCGAUAUUAAAUGACCCAAAUUGUAAUUCAUGGAAAGGUUCCAUUGAGAAAUCAAGAGACUCCCUCAUUGAAAUAAUUUCUACUUAUAUUAAUCCUAAUGACCUGGUCCCGAAAGGGAGAUUGAUUGCUUUGCUCAAACAAUCGAUCAAAUAUCAACGUUCUCACGACAUUUCCGAUGCUAACGCACGUAAUGACUUUGAUUACAUGGAUGUGGAUGAUGAAGAUAAUGAAGAAGAAGUAGAAGAAGGAAAAGAAACAUUUGAGAGGACAGUAAAUUUAUUGCAAGAUAACCCAUCAGAUUUCCAAAGAAUUAGAUUUAAAGAUGAAAAAACUUUGGUACAAAAUGCAGAUGAAAUUUGGUAUCUUCAGUUCUCACCAGACGGGAAAUAUUUGGCAAGUGCUUCUGCUGAUUCAAUGACAGAACGAAAAAUUCUAAUUUAUGAUGUUGAAAAUGAUUUCCAGGUUUAUAAAAUUCUAGAAGAUAACCCUCAAAGCGUGUUAUAUCUUUCGUUUUCCCCAGACAGUAAGUACUUGGUUUCCUGUCCUUUUAAUGAAAUGGCAAACAUUUAUGAUAUACAUUCAAAAGGUGAACCAACUAGCAUUAAUCCAAUCAUUCAUAAUAAUAAAGCCCAAGAAAAUCAAUCUAAUAAAAAUAUAGUGGCAGAAAUUAUUCAUCCUAUAGAUUCAUUCCAGAUUCCCAAUAACGAUUCAGGAAAUGCUUCACCAUCUAGUCCGGGCUCGGUAGAAUCGCCUACUUUAUCCAUUACUAACGGUACCAGCAGUACCGAAACAUCUCCCAGGAUUUGGUGCUGUGAUUGGUUCCGUAGUGAAGAGCAUAAGGGUAAAUUUAUCGUUGGAUCUCCAGAUCGUGAUGUUGUAAUUUAUGAUAUGACGACAAAAUCGAUUAUUUUCAGCUUUGCACAAAAACUUUUUCCUAACAAUAACGCUACCAGUAACAGUAAUGCCGCUAAUGGCACCGACACUACUACUUCAAGUAAUGAAAAUAGAAAUAUGAGCAAUGACGACAGCAACCAUAAAUUUGACGAUUAUCAACAUGAAAAGUUUCCACGUAUCCAUGAUUUAAAGCUAUCAUAUGAUGAUAAAUUUUUGAUCUUGAUGACAUAUAAUGGAACGAUAGACGUUUAUGAUCUUUCGUCAUUCCCUGAUAAUGACACCUUGAUAAAAACAGAUAAUUCUGUUCUCCAGAAUUUUGAGUUAGAAAGAUUUUCUAGACUUGAAAUCGAUAAGAAUAUGACGUGUAUUUCGUUGCCACAACUCACAAACAUUUCACGUGUAUCAAUAGCGGGUUCGAAUUUGCUAGCACCAAGUUUAAAUAUUGAAAAUUUAGUCUUGGUGAGUUUACAAAACAAUGAAAUCCAGCUUUGGGACUUUAAAGAAAACUUGCUGAUUCAAAAAUACUACGGGCAAAGACAAGAGAAAUUCAUAAUUAGAUCUUGUUUUGGUUAUAAUAACAAGCUGGUGGUGAGUGGAUCGGAGGAUGGUAAAGUUUACGUUUGGGAUAGAUUGAGGGGUAACAUAAUUGAUGUUUUAUCUGGACAUGUGGGCGAAAGGGUAACCGCGGCGACAGCUAAUGAAAAGAUAAGUGCCAAUGGCAAAACUUUCGGUAGAAAUUGUAAUGUGGUAGCGUGGAAUCCUGUUGAUAAAAGCUUAUUCGCUUCCGGUGGUGAUGAUGGUUAUAUUAAGAUUUGGAGGGUCAUUAAAGAGUAA
Molecule: messenger RNA, 2454 nt
Organism: Kazachstania africana CBS 2517
Lineage: Eukaryota; Fungi; Ascomycota; Saccharomycetes; Saccharomycetales; Saccharomycetaceae
Gene: GID7
Product: glucose-induced degradation complex subunit GID7
Exons: 1
Coding region: 1-2454 (817 amino acids)
Biological process (GO): proteasome-mediated ubiquitin-dependent protein catabolic process
Cellular component (GO): GID complex
Molecular function (GO): protein binding
Source: RefSeq, a predicted model, not a curated record